CACAUUUUUUGAAUUUAAAAAGCGUUGAAAUUAUAUCAAGGCCCGUCGAUAUUACAACGGGGAACGGAACGUAAACACAGGCUAGGGCAGGAAGCUUUGGAGUCCAGUUCAAUUCCCGUAUCGCUGUGGCCAAACCUUUGGAGUUUGAGAGAUUACAUUAACUACACAACAGGAGGAGGCUGGGAGAUUGAUUGAGUCAUAUUAUUUCUUCAUUAGAAAGGAAAAUGGGAGGCCAAAGCAACUAUGCUCCACCUGCUUACAUUCCCUUGGGACAAUCAGAUUCAGAAUUAGAGGUUGCGCCGAGCAACAAUGGCAUACCUAUCUCUGCAAUUCCGGGCUUGAGUGGAGCCGGUGAUAGCCCUGCACAAUGGUCUUCUGGAAUCUGUGCUUGCUGCGACGAUAUCCAGAGCUGUUGUAUUGGUCUUGUUUGCCCGUGCUAUCUAUUUGGGAAAAAUGCAGAGUUUUUGGGGUCUGGAACUUUGAUGGGAUCAUGCAUGAUCCAUUUCAUUUUGUGGGCUCUUGUGAACACUGUCUGCUGCUUGGUAACCGAUGGCCUCGUUUUGGGGUUGCCUGGAUGCUUUGUUGCAUGCUAUGCCUGCGGCUAUCGUAGGGCGAUAAGGUCCAAGUAUAACCUGCAGGAGGUGCCAUGCGGAGACUUUGUGACUCAUUUCUUUUGCCAUUUGUGUGCAAUUUGUCAAGAAUAUAGGGAAAUCCGUGAAAGAUCUGGAGAUUCCAAUCCCCCUGAUCUAAAUCUGGUGGCAAUCACAGCUCCUCCAGUCCAGACGAUGGAAUCAGCUUCCACCUAAUAAUGUUCUUACGUCUAUGAUUCCCUUGCGAUCUCAGAGGCAUGCAUAUAUAUCUUGCUCAGUACCAUCCGUAAACACAUUACUAUAUAGUACUUGACUGUGGGUCUCAUACUCCUACAUCAUGUCUGCAGACGGUGAUGUGAUAUCAUACAGUACUGGAUUCUCGAGAUAUGCGAGUUUUUUUUUGCUGUAAAUGCCAUCAAGUUCUGCUUGGACAUUCUGUCAUCAAGGCACUACUAAUCUCCAGUUAUUUCCGUGUACAUUGUGGAGUGGUAUGAAUGGACCGAGGGGAGGACUGAAAUGUUGCUUGGCAUGUUUGAAAGUGUUAAUUUGAAGGUGUUGAUGGUUCUUGAGAUCAUACCACAAGGUUCAAUGCAUGGACAAAUUAGGGGUAAUAUUAGGAUCUUUUACUAAUAGAUAGAUAGAUACGCGGAAGAGUGUAUUUUCCCUGUAUUAUUUGUUGGGUGUUUCUAGCCAUUUUUGCAGGUUGCCCCUCGUUUUAUUUUUCAUAAAACCGCUUGAGGUGUACCUCAACCCAGGAUCUCCUGUCUCCUGUAUUAUUUGUUGGGUGCAAGGUUAUGAAUAUCGUUUUGUACUGGUCGGUAUGUACCGGUUUAAGAAGAAAA
Messenger RNA from Rhododendron vialii, 1432 nucleotides. RefSeq names its product protein PLANT CADMIUM RESISTANCE 10. The record is from RefSeq and is a predicted model, not a curated record. NCBI's taxonomy places the organism in Eukaryota, Viridiplantae, Streptophyta, Magnoliopsida, Ericales, Ericaceae. The transcript has 4 exons. The coding region runs from base 225 to 806 and encodes 193 amino acids.